Molecule: messenger RNA, 1598 nt
Organism: Exophiala dermatitidis NIH/UT8656
Lineage: Eukaryota; Fungi; Ascomycota; Eurotiomycetes; Chaetothyriales; Herpotrichiellaceae
Product: glutathione S-transferase
Exons: 2
Coding region: 474-1298 (274 amino acids)
Source: RefSeq, a predicted model, not a curated record
GAGAAAUCUUGCAGGCUCAACUUGAAGAACGACCAAUCGACCUUGAAACAAUGUCGUAGAUGCGGUGAGUGAUCCUCGCGGUGGAGGCGCAAUGUAUCAAUCAUGACAAGGGCGACUGUUCCAGAUCCGCGAGAGAAACGACGGGAUGCUUAGUAACGAAUCCUCGCCUCGGCUGCAGACAAUUGACCCCCGCAUUUGCUUACCCAACACCGCGCAUCUGUCUCCACGAGGCACGGCACGAUGGCAACACCGAACUUGGUAUGAGAGCAAAUCUCUUGAAACUGACAGUGGUAAGGAUAGCGCAGAGCACAACGAGCGUCCUUUGCUUACACAUGAUUCAUCCUUAAGCGACACCAGGAAAACUUGGAGUCGUCGACGCUAGAGGAAGCGGCCUUACAUUAUUCAUCUUUAGGCUCAUGAUAUCACGGACAAGGGCUGAUUUCAGCGCAAGCGAAGAGUAGCUGACAUUAUCGAUGCUGCAACGUCUCCUUCAACACGCCAGGCACGUAUCCAGCUCCAGCACCCACUCCGCUAGCAUGUCGACCGCGAAACGGCCAGACAUCACCCUGUACACAGACGCAACGCCUAACGGAAUCAAGAUCUCGAUUGCACUCGAAGAGCUUGGACUGCCUUACAAGGUCGAGCACAUUGAUAUUUCGACAAACCGGCAGAAGGAGCCAUGGUUCUUAGAAAUCAAUCCCAAUGGGCGUAUUCCCGCCAUCACCGACACAUUCACUGACGGCCAAAAAAUUCGACUGUUCGAGUCUGGCAGCAUCCUCCAGUAUCUUGUCGAACAAUACGACACAGAGCAUAAGAUUAGCUACCCGGCUGGUUCGCGCGAGAAUUACGAGACCAAUAACUGGCUGUUCUUCCAGAAUGCUGGGCUCGGACCGAUGCAGGGCCAAGCGAAUCACUUUUUCCGGUAUGCUCCGGAAAAGAUCGAAUACGGCAUCAACCGAUACAUCAACGAGACCAGAAGGCUUUAUGGGGUGUUGGAUAAGCACCUCCAGGGUUCAAAGUCGGGAUUCAUCGUGGGUGACCACAUCUCCAUAGCGGACAUCACGACCGUCGGAUGGGUCAUCUGGGCUGGCUGGGCCGGUGUGGACAUUGAUGAAUUCCCAGCCUUGAAAAAGUGGGAGGAGAUGAUGUAUGCUCGACCUGGUGUUAAGAAGGGUUGUGACGUUCCUAAGCCUCUCAAAAUCAAAGAGUUGCUACAGGACAAGGAUCGCUUGGAUGAUUAUGCCAAACGUGCCAGCAAAUGGAUCGUGCAGGGCAUGGAAGAAGACAAGAGGAAGUGAAGAGGUUCAACCUUGUGGCCGUAAUAGGUGUGGCGAGCACAUUGGAUCCAACCGAAGUAGAUGGUACCUUCACUUACACGGAUGAUGUCGCUCUGGGCUAAGUGUCCCUGGGCGAUGACUUCUGAUAGUGGUCGAUAGUCAUGGAUAUAAGCCUGUUGAAUUUAAGCCGGCAAGAACGUACAGUCUCCGCCGUUAGCCUUAAGCCUUAUCGUGUCGCAAUUAGAUAUAAGAAGGUCCUGCAAAAUCUUGAUUUUAUGCUCUUUUGACAUGCAUGACAGGGAGACAAGAACCGCGGAAUGA